Messenger RNA from Bursaphelenchus xylophilus (pine wood nematode), 1388 nucleotides. NCBI's taxonomy places the organism in Eukaryota, Metazoa, Nematoda, Chromadorea, Rhabditida, Aphelenchoididae. The record is from the annotation of a GenBank genome assembly.
AUGAAAUCACUUUUUUUCGCCGUUUUAUUGCUGAUUAUUGACCAAACUUUUGCCGGAUUUUGUGCCACCGACGGUGGGUGUCAACAGGAUUGUAAUCGAGAUGGAUACAUGAGGGGCGAGUGCCGAUUCCCGGAGUGUGUUUGUAGCGAAAAAUGGGUCAAAGGACUGUUGCCGGGUGAGAAUUUUUUAAAGAAUAUUCAGGUUUUGAUGAAGCAUAGCAAAAAUUAAGGACAAUGUUGUAAUGACAGGAUUUUUUCAGAGUCAAAACUUUUUUGAUUUGAUGAAAUUGGUGAUAAAUUAAGAUCGGAAUCUUGAUUUAUUUUUUCACAUGAGAAAUCGUUUGCAAUUUGAUGAAACUUGGCAUAAAUUAAGAAUGGUAUUUUCUAAGAUGUAUCCGAGAUUUUUAACUUGCGUUUUGCAGGAACCACAGAGAUUUUCAGGCCGAAAAAUUCAAAAAAUUUUGAUUUUUCAGACAUUCUUUCAAAAAUGAUAGUAAUUUUUUAUUCAGAAAAGUGCAAAGAGAUCAAAAUUUUUGAACUUUUCGGCCUGAAAAUGUCCAUGGUUUCUGCAAAACGCGAGUUAAAAAGUAUCGGAUGGAUCUUACAAGGAAAGUGCUUCUAUGGGGUAUGGAGUUACAGUUACAGGUCGAGUCAUAUAUCAAAAAAUUUGCAAAAUUUUUCUGAUUCAUAUGUAAAAAUUAGCUGCCUAAUUUUGGUUUGUAAGUGUGAAAAAACCAUCGGAACUUUUCUCGAAACACCACGCAAAUGCCUUUUUGACCAAGUUUUUACCAAUUCAAAACCUUUUUUUUGAGUUAAAGUAAACUCUGGUAUCUUGACAAGUCUUAAAAUAUCAAAUUUAAUUUAUACUACACCUUAAUUAGUAGUUCCAAUGUAAAAAAGGCGCAUUUUCAUGGUGUUACGAGAAAAGUUCUGAGGAUUUUUUCACCCUUACAAACCAAAAUUAAGCAGCUAAUUUUUGCAUAUUCUGAAUCAGAAAAGUUUCGCGAAUUUUUUGAUAUAUGACUCGACCUGUAACUCCAUACCCCAUAGAAGUAUACUUUCCUCGUUAGAAAAUUCCAUUCUUAUUCCAAUUUAUGCCAAGUUUCAAAUUACAAACGAUUUCUGAUGUGAAAAAAAUAAAUCAAGAUUCCAAUCUUAAUUUAUCACCAAUUUCACGUCAAUCAAAAUAGUUUUGACUGUAAUUUAGAGCGAACCCUCGGCGCUUGUGUCCCGAUUGGAAAUUCGUGUGAAGCCGACUGCAAAGAUGUUGGAUAUCAGAACGGAAAAUGCCAAGGAUUCAGGUGUCGAUGUGCUCAGCCUGAUGUUUUGAGUGCCUUUGCCAAGCUGGCGACUGGAUUUUUGAACAAUGGCGCUCAGCAGAGAAAUUAA